Lichtheimia ornata is the source of this 456-nucleotide messenger RNA. RefSeq lists its product as uncharacterized. The transcript has 3 exons. The record is from RefSeq and is a predicted model, not a curated record. Gene Ontology annotation, cellular component: mitochondrial envelope. Gene Ontology annotation, biological process: mitochondrial electron transport, cytochrome c to oxygen. The coding region runs from base 1 to 456 and encodes 151 amino acids. NCBI's taxonomy places the organism in Eukaryota, Fungi, Mucoromycota, Mucoromycetes, Mucorales, Lichtheimiaceae.
AUGUUCGCUCUUCGUCGUGCUGCCAUCCGUGCUGCUCCUCUUGCUGCUCGCCCUGCCAUUAGACCCUUCUCCGUCUUGGGUGCUCGUUUCUCCGGUGCCGUUUCUGCCGAGAGCAUUGAAAAGAACAUUGGCCCUGGUGCUGCUGAUGGUACCGUUCCCACUGAUUUGGAGCAGGCCACUGGUCUUGAGCGUGAGGAAUUGUUGGCCAAGCUUGAAGGCAAGGAGCUCUUUGAUAUGGAGCCUUUGAACAUGACCCACAUUGGUACUGUCCAAGACCCUAUUGUCGUCAAGUCUCAUGAUGCCAUUCGUUUCGUUGGCUGCACUGGUUUCCCUGCCGAAUCCCACGACACCAUUUGGAUCUCUUUGGACAAGUCUCACGAACACGAUCGUUGCCCAGAGUGUGGUUCCGUUUUCAAGAUGGACUUUGUCGGCUCUGAGGAUGCCCACCACCAUUAA